AUGUGCCCCGCGCCCCUCCCCGGCCCUGGACGCCGCUUCCCCUCCGCUCGCGCCGCACCCGCCGCCGCCGCCGCCGCCGCCGGGGUCCAUGGCCGGGACGCGCUGGGUGCUCGGGGCGCUGCUCCGGGGCUGCGGCUGCGACUGCAGCAGCUGCCAGCGCGCCGGCGCCGCCUGCCUGCCCUUCUACUCGGCCGCCGGCUCCCUCCCGUCCGGCGUCUCGGGCCGGCGCCGCCUGCUGCUGCUGCUCGGGGCCGCCGGGGCCGCCGCCGCCGCCUCGCAGACGCGCGGCUUCCGGGCCGGGCCCGCCGGGAGGCUGGCGGGGCUUCCCCCCGCGCCCCCCGCCUCCUACGCGGCCCUGCGCGCCUCGCUGCUGCCGCCGCAGUCGCUGGCGGCGGCCGCCGCGGGCCCGGCGCGGGGCUACAGCCAGGAGUCUAAAGCUACCUACCUGGAAGACCUUCCACCUUCCGCUGAGUAUGAAUUGCCUCCAUCCAAGUUAGAAGAGGAAGUGGAUGAUGUUUAUCUGAUCCGAGCUCAAGGAUUGCCUUGGUCAUGCACUGUCGAAGAUGUGCUUAGCUUUUUUUCAGACUGCAGAAUCCGUAAUGGUGAGAACGGAAUACACUUCCUGUUAAACAGAGAUGGCAAACGAAGAGGUGACGCCUUAAUUGAGAUGGAGUCGGAGCAGGACGUGCAUAAAGCCUUAGAGAAGCACCGCCUGUACAUGGGGCAGCGGUAUGUGGAAGUCUAUGAGAUAAACAACGAAGAUGUGGAUGCCUUAAUGAAGAGCCUGCAGAUUAAAUCUUCCCCCGUGGUCAAUGACGGUGUGGUUCGCUUGAGAGGACUUCCUUAUAGUUGCAACGAGAAAGACAUCAUAGACUUCUUUGCAGGAUUGAAUAUAGUAGACAUUACUUUUGUGAUGGACUUUAGAGGGAGAAGAAAGACAGGAGAAGCCUACGUGCAGUUUGAAGAACCAGAAAUGGCCAGCCAAGCCCUAUUGAAACACAGGGAAGAAAUUGGUAACCGAUAUAUAGAGAUAUUUCCAAGCAGAAGGAAUGAAGUUCGAACACAUGUUGGUUCUAAUAAGGUAAAGAAAAUGGCAUCUCCUGCUAAGUAUGUAACUGAGCCAGACGUGGUCUUUGAAGAACAGGAAGUAAAUGAAGACAUUCGACCUAUGACAGCUUAUGAAAGUGAGAAAGAAAUUGAAUUGCCUAAGGAGAUGCCAGAAAAGCUUCCGGAGCCUGGUGAUUUUGGAACUACAUCUUCGCUACAUUUUGUUCAUAUGAGAGGAUUGCCUUUCCAAGCCAAUGCCCAAGACAUCAUAAACUUUUUUGCUCCACUGAAGCCUGCUAGAAUCACCAUGGAAUACAGUUCCAGUGGGAAGGCCACGGGAGAAGCUGAUGUGCACUUCGAUACCCAUGAGGAUGCUGUUGCAGCUAUGCUCAAGGAUCGGUCCCAUGUUCAGCAUAGGUAUAUUGAAUUGUUCCUGAAUUCAUGUCCAAAGGGAAAAUAAGACUUCCAGGGACUCCAGAUAAUAAGAAUGAAGCAAGAAGCAUUUCAUUUGCACAUCUUUCUUGGAUAUGGGAUAUACAGUUCCAGUGUUUUAGCAGCAAUUGUUAGAGAAAGGAUAUGGGGUUGUGGAUUAAUUGUUUAAGAAAAAUUCCAUAGUGGACUGUUUAGAAAGAAAAAGGAAAGAUUCAGUUUGGAAUUAAAUAAAACACAAGUUUAAACUUUGUUUAAAUUGUCCAUGAUAGGAUCUGAUAUAUAAAUCUGGAUUUUAUUUUAUGAUUCAAUAAUUUGUUUUCAUAGAGAUUAUGUUAUCCAAUAUAAAGACUGCAUAUUUUUAUUCAGCACUGUCCUUUAAAAUAUUCCUCACAUUUUAAAAAUGAUUUUUUUGAAAGCUCUGAUAUAAACUUUCUAUGGAUUAAAAUACUGAUUUAUUUUAACCAAAUACUCACCAAAGCAAAGAAAGGUUUCAGACCUUUGAAUCAUUAUGGUUUGGUAGAGUAGUUAUAAUUUUAGGUGUAUUGAUGACUUACGGGGUAGGAAUGUUUAAAAAAAAAUUUUUUUUUGAGAUAAAAAAAUAAUUACCAUUGGUUAGUAUAAUGGACGGCUGUUUGGCAGUGUCACAUCUUUAGAAAUGUUUGGCCUUUCUAAGCUUGUGCUACUGGCGUUUAACAUAGUGCCUGUGUGCUUUAGGAGGGAAGUUUAGUCUCAAAUGUCUGAACACAUCCCCGUUCCCUGACCCCCUUUUUUUGUUUUGGGUAAACAUUAGGGGUGUUAGUCUCAAAACUGUGAAGUGACAUCUCAAAACAGUCCUUAAGGACCUAAUGGCUUCCCUCGAAUUUAAACCAGCUCUAGAUAGGAAAAACCUAAGUCCCUUCAUUUGCUUUUUCAGUGGGUAGCUCAUCCCAUAUUUAGAACAAGUAGGGGUGCCUUGCUUAAAUAAAAAUAGCAUUUAAUGUAUAAUUGUGUGAAGGGUUUAUGGAUAAAGCUGUACUCCUGUCACAUUGUGGCAGUACAUUCUGCUUUCAUACUAAAUAGCUUGUUAUUUAAAUAUUGGAUCAAAAUGGCUGGUUUGAAAAUGUAGUCAUUAAUAAACUAAUUUUAUGUGCACCUGUGUAGGAGAAUCAAAGUCCUGUAUACUUUCUUUGCCUUGUUCCUGAUCUCAGGGUCACUACUGCUAUGUAGUUACCAACAGAUGCAAUUCUAGAUCUUAAAAUCAAAUUAGUCCAGAUUUCUGAGAGGUGAUAUUUGGAAGAGAGAUUAUGUCUUCUCUCACUCAGUACAUAACCAUCUUUGAUUACCAGCUAAGAUACAAAAUCACUGUACUGUAAAUAGUUAAUAAAUGAAAGCUUGGUUCAGGCAGAUUACCUAAGAGUAUUUAUUUUGGAGUGUGGAUAAACCAAAUAUAUUUUUAUUACAUCGAGUUCCUGGUAUAUUAUUACAAGGAGACAUGAUUAACUUUCAGUUGUGUUUGUCAUCCAAUAAGAACAUGACUGACCAGUUUAACAGCUUCCGCAUUACUACUUAAUGGAAAUACGUUUUCAUAUAUGUGUACUGAGCUGUGCAAACUGGUGUCUAGCUGUAUGAUCUGCUAGAAUGUGAUCUUUCUCCCUUUAGCAGUAGGCAUCCAAUUUGCUGUGAAAAAAAUCUGUAGGGUCUUCUGGGGAUGAGGUUGGUGAAGAAUUAAUUCAUUUGCAAAUACUUUAUUUUGGAGCUAAUAAAUUGCACUUGCAUAUCUGGGAAAGAAUGAGAGCAAAAGCCUUAAAGUGUUGUGUGGUGUGGGUAUCUUACUGUCACACUAUUGGCUGAGCUCUCAGUAAAAAGGUGGCCAUUCUUGGGAAGUCUUACGAAUUCAUGUAUUUUUCCUAGCAUCCCUUUAGCAAGUUAUUGCUCAUAAUUUAGGCUACUAAAUGAAUGCUUGCUGAGAAGGCAGGUGUAAAAAGGCAUGUGUAAAAAAACACAUGAUAGAAUAAAAGUGAUCUUUUAUUUCUAUCCAAUCAAAAGAUAUAUUUCUCUUUCCCAAAAUUUGACAAAACUGCGUUAUCAUCAGAUGUUAUUGAAAUAUUGACAGAGGUUUUCUAUUUAUGUCUUUAUAAUCUUUAUGGGAAAACUAUCAAAAUUGCCAGAUUGGAUAUGGCCAGGUUACCCAUAUUCUGCUUUAUAUUAGAUAGUUAGCUACUACUUCUCAAGGAGCUGUAAGAGAGGACUCUGAUAAGGAAGCUCAUCAAAGUGUAGGUUUAUGUGUAGAUCCCAAGGGGGAAAUUGCUAGAUUGUGAUCUGAUCUGAGAUACUGAUGCCAGAGAAUGAAGCAGAACCCAGAGUAUUGUCCCCUCUGCCUGGGCGAGGGUGGCUUCUGCCAGGUGGGGAGGAGGCAGGCAGCUAUGGAACGGAAGUCUCUGAAGCCUGGAUUUACCUGCAGAGUGGGGAGGAAGCAGCAGGAGAAAGCACUUCCAUCUACAUGACAUUUUGAGGCAAGGCCCCUGCUUGUUAGUCAAAUGCCCUAUUGGCAUUCUCUGCCUAAACCGUCCCUCAGCAAAUUGUCAUUUGGGGAUUUUUCUCAGGGUUACAUCCUAUUCAUUUUACAAUUUAAAACAUUCUUUUGUUUUCAUAGUUUCCCCUAAAUCUAUAGGUAUAAUAUAAAAGGGUUUAUAUUCAAUUGGUAGGACACAUAUAGAGCAGAAUGGUAUUUCAGCAGUAGAGGCAGGCCUAAGUUCCACUGUCUUUC
Molecule: messenger RNA, 4225 nt
Organism: Pipistrellus kuhlii (Kuhl's pipistrelle)
Lineage: Eukaryota; Metazoa; Chordata; Mammalia; Chiroptera; Vespertilionidae
Gene: GRSF1
Product: G-rich RNA sequence binding factor 1
Exons: 10
Coding region: 89-1507 (472 amino acids)
Biological process (GO): regulation of RNA splicing
Cellular component (GO): nucleoplasm; ribonucleoprotein complex
Molecular function (GO): RNA binding
Source: RefSeq, a predicted model, not a curated record